GCAUAUGCAUUAACGGGAGGGACAUUUUGUGGUCUGGGCACGUUUUACGUGAGUGACGCAACCGAGAGGCGAUCCAAUUUUACCGGGUCAAAGCGUUUCACCAAAUGUCUUGUUGGGCAAGCAUACCAUUGACCUGUCUACCGUCAACAACUCGGGACGCAGCAUGAGCCAGUCUUCGCGGCCAGCAUCAGGCUAUGAUGUGUACGAAGACUUAUCGCUGGAUGACGACCCUAAGGCAGAGAUCAAGACGUCAUCCCAGCUCCCACCGACAGUGGCUUCUUCUUCUUCUUCGUCUCUGAUGAGAUCGCCCAGUUCGUAUACAGGCUCGUCAAGAUCAGCUAUGGAAGGUUUAGGCUCGCCAAACUCCAUAUCAUCCAGCUCAGGAGGUGCGAAAUCGAGUCCUUGGGAGAGAUUCGAAAGUCGAGUGAGGAAAGAUAGCAGUGGAACAGCUACGCCUCAAGACGUGUCUUCGCCUGCUGUUGACCAAAGUGGGUCAAGAUUCUCAACCCCUUCUCAUGUCAUGUCCACACCACCACCACACAUGGUUCAGAGAGACGAGCGUCCCGGUCCAAGUUCGAGACCGUCUCUGCUCUCACACCCUACGGGAUCGAGUAUGAGCGUCAUGACGGCCUUGGCGAAAGAUUUGGAGAAUGUCCCUUUGGUACUCGGCGUGGUCCUCGUUGAUUUCAACCACUUAAUCGGACCGACAGUCGAGUUCGCGUAUCCUCCCAGUCUACAGUCGGCUCUGACUGCAGACGACGAGCUCAAUAGGAUCCUCCCGUUCCUAGCACUACCAGAUGGAGCUCAUCUGACUGAAGAAGACUAUUCAUAUUUUCACUGCUCAUAUCGCCCACCGAACGGGACUGUAGCGGAGCAAACAGAUGUCCCGGUUGGGACAACCCUCUUUGGAAUCUCCUGCAAUAGACAACUACAAGCCAGCGAAUUGCUCGUCAGACCGAGCGACGUGACGAGAACAACGGUGCAGAAGGCUAUUGUGGUCAUAGCGUCCCAGCCAGUGUUUGGACCCAUUCGCGAUCGCCUUGGCGUCGUCACUCGAGCAUUCUUCGCUCAACGAGACUUUACCCAGACACAGAUCCUACAAGACUUUUACACCAGCCUAGAAUCUAGUCUGGAUGGAAAGAGUGGUGAAAGUGCGAUCUAUAUGGGAACGAGCCUCCGCGAACUGAUUCACAAAUUUCGCCAUCGAACACUUGUCCUGCUCAAAAUACUAAUGCUGCAGAAGAGGAUCAUGCUCUAUGGACACCCUGUGGAAAUGCUCUGCACGUACCAGUACUCGCUUGUCUCUCUCAUGCCUGGGCUGCUCAUGAAUUUGCGGGAUUGUGGUUCGGCCGAGCUCGAUGCAAAGACCACCCGAACUAGGCCAAACUCUCUGCGGACGAGCGAUCGAGCCAGCGUGCUCCGCUUCAUGGGCUUGCCGCUGCACUUAUUCGGCAAUGGGUGCUUCUUCCAGCCGUAUCUCCCGCUUCAGCAGAUGGAUGACCUAGCUGCUGAUUCCUGGCUGAUCGGAACGACGAAUCAGAUCGUCACGCAGUCCAGAGAGAAUCGCUAUGAUUUGCUUGUCAAUAUCGAGAAUAUGUCCUUUGAGUUCUCCGACCCAAAGAUGGAGCGUAUAGUCAACUUGACCCCGGCUGACCGGAAGUGGAUGGACGACGUAGUCAAAGCUGUGGAAGAGACAUGGGACCUGCCGGAAGGCGAACGAGCGUCAUUCCGAGGCAGUGACGACGAUCUGAGAUCAAGGUUUGAAGAAUACAUCAGCGGUGCCUUGUCAUCCUUGAAAUUUGCCGAAUUCAAAUUGAAAGGCAAGGCACAGGAUCUUUCGAUCGUCGGUGUAGCUGGCGAGGAAAAUCCCCUUCAACCAUUCUCAGAGUUGUGGCUCGAAGCAUUCCGUCAAACUCAGGCCUAUGAAGUAUGGAGUGGAUGCACAGAUCCGGUCCUCUUUGAUAUCUGCGAGCCUAGGCACCCAUGCGACGGCAGAGCGACGCUCAUCUCCGACUUUAGUCUCCGUCUAACGGAAGGAAUCCACGAUCUCAAAUUGGAUCAGCAGCUUGGGCCUACACGCGAAGUCUUGUCGUCAGCUUUCUCAGCAGGUUCGACCGCGCUGGCAGCCGGUUCAUCCACCUUUUGGAAGACUUUUGACGGUGUCAAGGCCGAUAUCAGCUCGAGAAUCGAAGCGGAAAAGCAGCGACGUGCGACGACCACGGCAGCAGCAGCGCAAGAUGGUCAAGGUGGACCUCUUUCGUCUGGUCCUUCAACCCCCGUCACGGGUAUCCGGGACUCGGCACAAUCCACCCCGAAUGCUCCCAUCAACGAUAUCAAAGCUACGUUAGGCGGUAUCGGAUCUAGUGUCGGAUCAUUCUUUGGUAAUCGAGUAGCGUCCUUUCGGAGUAGUGCGGCAAAGGACGAUGAGGAUCGGAGGAAAGGGUUGCGUCCAAUGAGUCUCAGUCCAUCGGCCAGUGCGGAUGCUAAGCGCAGGAGUGGAUAGACAGGGUUGUUCGUGCAUCUAGAGUAUAAAUGUAGCGCAGUGUCUCGUCGUCAGGGCUGAGGGUAGGGUGGUAACAUGCUACUUCGACCGCAGCGCGCAUUGCCGGUAU
Kockovaella imperatae is the source of this 2612-nucleotide messenger RNA. RefSeq names its product transport protein Avl9-domain-containing protein. The transcript is spliced from 13 exons. The record is from RefSeq and is a predicted model, not a curated record. Lineage: Eukaryota; Fungi; Basidiomycota; Tremellomycetes; Tremellales; Cuniculitremaceae. The coding region runs from base 164 to 2503 and encodes 779 amino acids. Gene Ontology annotation, cellular component: cytoplasm.